AUGCGAGCCAUUUCCAUCGGCUGCCCGGAAGAAGCUCGACGGGAGUUCGGAACCACGUCCAGGGUCCUCCUGUUUGCCUCGGCAAAAGUGCGUCAAAACUCGGCGCAGCGGGAGUCCUUCAGACCAAACCACUGUGCACACGUAUUUUGUGAUCUGCCAUUCUCGAAACGGGUAUAAAAGCGGCGCUGGCCGUGCCGAAGUCUGAAACCCGUUGCCCUACGACCUCCUCUACCGUAUCCGCCAUGAAGCUUCUCUGGUGAGUCUUCUCUCGAUCUCGGACUGGUCUGACUUGCUUCGAGCAAGCCACAAACUAUGUCAACCUUGUGACAAGCGCGUCAAGUUUCUAGGCUAUUGCAAGAGUUCUUUUUUGGUUACAUAGAAAAUGAAUAGAAAACACGAAAAAUUUCGUUCAGAAUUUUUUUCUAUUGAGUUAUGACGAAAAAAAGCUUUGAAGGUUGAACCUAUUAUGUCUAUUUAAUAAAAUUGUUUUCUUCUUCGCAAUAAUUUGACAAAAUAUGAAUAUUUUCAAAACGGAAAAACCAAGAACGUGGCCGUUUCACAUUAAGACGAACCCUCCCGAAAAUCUGGAAAUCUCCAUCCACCUAUUGAAGAAUCCUGACAUGUCCUGAGAAAGCCCAAGUAUUUUCAGCCUUCUUCUGACCCUCGCCCUCGUUUCCACUGCCAACGCGUACUACGUGAGCAUUUUCUGAAGGACUCCUUGUCUCAAUCUCCAACUUUCAGAUCUACUACCUCUACCCCAACUCCAACUCGUACAACUCCAACUCGAACACUGGAACUACUUACUACUACACUCCCUCCAACGGCCAAACAACCUACUAUUAUUAUCCCUCAAAUACAAACUCAAAUGGCCAGACUACCACCUACUAUUACUACCCUAACAACAACAACGGUUAGCUUCUGUUUCGAUUUUGUCAAGAAAUACAGCUUUUUAGGACAAACGUAUUCAAACGGCUGCACCAAUUGUGGUACGUCUCCCUACACCACCUAUUACUACUACACAGGACGCAAAUAA
Messenger RNA from Caenorhabditis auriculariae, 1033 nucleotides. The record is from the annotation of a GenBank genome assembly. NCBI's taxonomy places the organism in Eukaryota, Metazoa, Nematoda, Chromadorea, Rhabditida, Rhabditidae.